UGGUGUUCUGUCGGUGUUUGUUUCAGCUUGAAAGGUGACCGACAGAACAGAAAAGUCAUCACCUUUUUUUCUUUUGCGUUUCUUGAAGGAUUUUAAUUUGCAGGAUAUCUGAGUUUUGGUAUUUGCAGCUACCAUGGAAAAUAGGCAAGAAAAUUUGUUUCCCCCAUCCUUGCCUAACCAACAACUGCUGUUCUUCGAUGAGGAACUAUGGCUGAUGGCUGAAGAAAGGGCCCAAGAGAUACUAUGUACAAUUCAACCAAAUGUAAUUUCUGAGGUGACUAGAAAGGAGAUUAUUGAAUAUGUUCGGAGGCUGAUUAGAGGUUACUAUGGAGCAGAGGUCUUUCCAUUUGGUUCAGUCCCCCUAAAAACUUAUCUUCCAGAUGGAGAUAUUGACUUGACAGCUCUCAGUCAUGAAAAGGAUGAGGAGGAUUUGGCUAACAUGGUAUGCAGUAUGCUCCAAAGUAAAGGCAAUUCUGAAUUCCAGGUGACAGACAUACAACAUAUACAUGCAAAGGUCCAAGUUGUGAAAUGCACGGUGAAGAAUAUUGCAGUUGACAUCUCUUUCAAUCAGAUGGCUGGACUUUGUGCUAUGCACUUUCUUGAGCAGGUUGACAAACUUGCUGGGAAAAACCAUCUUUUGAAGCGCAGUAUUAUCUUAAUCAAAGCUUGGUGCUAUUAUGAGAGCCGAAUUCUUGGUGCACACCAUGGCCUGUUAUCCACAUAUGCAGUGGAAAUAUUAGUUUUGUAUAUUAUCAAUCUUUAUCAUUCAUCAUUGCGUGGUCCUCUAGAGGUGUUGUACAAAUUUUUGGACUACUACAGUGCGUUUGAUUGGGAAAGUAACUAUGUCACAAUUGAUGGUUCCAAGCCCUUAUCUUCACUUCCAGAAAUUAUUGAGACACCAGAAUGUGAGCGGGGCGGUUUUUUGCUUGACAAAGAGUUUCUGAAAAAUUACAGGGAUAUGUGCUCUAUUUUAGCAAAAGAGUCUGAGACUAAAACUCAUGAAUUUCCCACCAAGUAUAUGAACAUUUUGGAUCCUCUAAGAAACGACAACAACCUAGGUCGUAGCGUCAGCAGAGGAAAUUUGCAUCGAAUUAGAUUUGCUCUUUCCUUUGGAGCUCGAAAGCUUAAGGAGAUCCUUGCACUUCCUGGGGAAAAGAUGGGUUCAGCACUAGAGAGGUUUUUCAUGAACACUUUGGACAGAAAUGGGAAAGGGCAAAGGCCAGAUGUUGAAGUUCCUGUUCAUGCAUUUGGUACUGGAAGAUGUGAAGAACCUGUACUCUAUGGAGAUUGUGAAAAUUACUAUGAUGCCCUACAAUAUCUUCAGUUAUACUGUAGCUCUCCCAGGCCGUUAUCUGCACUUCCAAGCUCACAAUCAUCAGCCACUCAGGCUGACAUCCAUGCAGUAUCGACGCAGCAAAACUGGAAUUUGUAUUAUCAAAGUGGUGCUACUGUAUAUGUACCAAUACAGACAGAUGUAUAUGCCCCAACAUGUCCUGAUGUUUAUGUACCGAUACAGAAUGAUGUAUAUGUCCCUAUACAAACCGAUGUAUAUGCCCCAGCACAUACAUUCUAUCGACAGAAUGUUCCGCAUGCAACUUUCGGCCUUGAAGAAAUACGGAAAUCACGAGGAACUGGCACAUACAUACCUGAUGUGACUCGUAAUUCUUAUUGGGAUAUGCGCGUAAAGGAGAACAAACCAAGGAGAAAUGCUCCUGUGAAUCACCAUAAUGUGUUACCAAAAUCACCUCCGAAAAAGCCACCACCGGAGGAGGUUCAUUCCAAAGAAACAAACAGUAAUUCAAAUAUUGUCAAGGUUGCAAAUGAAGAAUUUGCAAUUCCUUCAGGCAUGAGUCAUAAUGCAUUGCCUAAAGCACCUCAGAAAAAGCAGCCACCAGAGGAGGUUCAUUCCAAUGAGACACCUGGCGCAAACGGUAAUUCAAGGCCGUUUGAGCUUGCAAAGGAAGAAUUCCCUCUUCUUUCAAGCAUUCACCAAAAAAGCACACCAGAAGUCCAGGAGUCUAUUCAUUUUACUAUCUCUGAGCAGGCCAAGAAUUCCUCCUUAUGUCAACUCGAUAUCAAAUUCGGAAGUUACAGGAAAUCAGAACCGAGUUCGCCAACAAUUGAUAAGAAGGCGGAUUCCAGCGCUUUGUCAUCUGAGAGCACAAUGAUUGUUGUUCCAGGGAUGGCAAAGCAGAGGAACAAAGAAUGUUCUCAGAGUGAUGUGAAGAGGGGCGAAUAGUAUCUAACUGAAAGAUAGUUUAUAGGAUAUUCAGAAUAACAUCAGUUAAGGUAAAUAGUGGUAAUAGUCAAUUUCUCCAUUUAUUUUCUUAGUUGCUGAGAUGUAAAUUUGGGAUAAACUAGAAUUUGUUGCUAGUGAGAGUUCAAGGCUUCAUAGGCACAAGCCAUUGGUAUAGAUGUUAACCAAUUUUGUUGUGCUUCGUUUACUUUUUCAUCCCUUGGAACAGAUAUA
Messenger RNA from Arachis stenosperma, 2470 nucleotides. RefSeq lists its product as uncharacterized. The record is from RefSeq and is a predicted model, not a curated record. Bases 134 to 2239 code for a protein of 701 amino acids. Gene Ontology annotation, molecular function: nucleotidyltransferase activity. NCBI's taxonomy places the organism in Eukaryota, Viridiplantae, Streptophyta, Magnoliopsida, Fabales, Fabaceae. The transcript has 9 exons.